AUGAAAUCAUCAGCGUCAUCUUUAGGAUUCAAGACCGUCUCUAAUGUGUUCUUGAACUUCGACUUGAAUGAAUUCGAUCUUCUAUCAAUAUUCAAGAAAAAUAGGAGGCUUGAAGCUAAUGCCAAUGGUAGUGGAAAGAAAAUCAUGACAGAUUUUGACGAGACUGCCAUUAACAUGGAAAAAGAAGAAAACAUGGAGAAAGAGAGUACUCUAGCACAAUAUCUUCAGAUCAUGAUCAUUGAUUUUAUUAAUCCAGUGGUCCAGAAUUAUGCUUACGGGUACACAAUAGAUGUUAGAAACAAAAUAAUCUAG
Lactuca saligna is the source of this 312-nucleotide messenger RNA. The record is from the annotation of a GenBank genome assembly. Lineage: Eukaryota; Viridiplantae; Streptophyta; Magnoliopsida; Asterales; Asteraceae.